Molecule: messenger RNA, 2883 nt
Organism: Papilio machaon (common yellow swallowtail)
Lineage: Eukaryota; Metazoa; Arthropoda; Insecta; Lepidoptera; Papilionidae
Product: fibrillin-2
Exons: 14
Coding region: 132-2771 (879 amino acids)
Source: RefSeq, a predicted model, not a curated record
UGUAAAACAAUGUUUAUUCAUGUGUUCUACCUAUUCAUUGUACACGUUUUUAUACUUAUACGUAUUAAAAAAUUGCUAUAAAACUCGACUAGCAAGUUUAAUCGGCGACAGACGGUGUUCGUCAUAUCACUAUGGUUAAGUUUUUAUUAUGUAUAAUUGCUUACAUACUCCUCGGAACUAGAGCAGAGAAUGUGAGUUGCGGCGACAAUGAAGUGAUGAAUAAUUGUCCUGCUUUGAAAUGCGAGUAUUGUCCCACGUCCGAUGCAGAAGCUCGAGCAUGUCUAAAUGAUACGCAGGAUGUCUGUUCACCAGCCAAGUGCACCUGUAGGAAUAACUACAGGCGUCUGCAGAACGGAACCUGCGUACCUACAAGAGAAUGUCCUUUUUUCAAAUGCCCUGGAGCCAAUGAAGAGUUCGACGCAUGUCCUGUAUGCCCCAGUGAUAACUGUACUAAGGCCACAGCCGACGGUACUUGUCAUUUUGUUGGCCGCAUCGGAAUAGUACUGCAGUGUCGGCCAUCUUGCAGAUGCAAGAAGAACUAUUGGAGAGACGGAGAUCUUUGUGUACCGUAUGAAAAAUGCCCAAACAUUAAGAAAGCUGCUAAUUGCACUCGUCCCAACGAAAGUCUGCAGUGCAUCAGAUCAUGUCCACCGUUGGCGACUUGUGACAAUCGCAACAAGACUUACCAUUGUCUCAUUAAUACAUCUGCACCUUGUAACUAUCAAUGUGCUUGCGACAAAGGAUUCUAUAGGAACACUGACGGAUUUUGCGUCACCAAUAAUUUAUGUGAUAAGAAAUGCAAUGACCCGAACGCGGAGUAUAAACCGGACAAAAAGAAAUGUCCAUCGGAUUUAUGUAGUUCCAUUGUAUCAAGAAUCGCGUGCAAUCCAAACGAGCAAGGGCAGCCAGGGUGCGUCUGCAAGUCGGGCUUCUUGCGACUGAAUGAAAACUCAACCUGCAUUCCGGCGAACCAAUGCCCAGAACUGGUUAAUGCACCUGGUAAUUGCACGGGACCUUACGAGAGUCUCAAAUGUGUAAAAUCGUGCCCUCGACCUAGGACUUGUAUAGGUCGUUUCUUACGUUACAAAUGUUUAAAUACUUCUGAGGCUUGUAAGAAUGAGUGCGUAUGCGAUGACGGAUACUACAGAAAUCCGGAUGGAUUUUGUGUGACUAGUGAUUUAUGUGAUAAGAAAUGUACCGGUCCUAACGAGGAAUACAAAGCAGACAAAAAGUCGUGUCCGCCUGAGAUAUGUCGGUCUAUUGUAGCGAGGUACAAAUGUGAUUCAAAAGACAAAGGCCAGCCGAGCUGUGCGUGCAAGCCGGGAUUUUUGAGAUUGACCCUGAAUUCAACUUGUAUCCCAAUAAAACAAUGUCCAGAAUUACAGGGUUCGCCUGAUUAUAAUAAACCUAAAUGCACUUUACCGAACGAGAGCCUAAAAUGUGUGAAGUCUUGUCCUCCGCCGAAAUCGUGUAAGAACCGUGGCGUAUUGUUCAAUUGUUACCAAAACAAGACCGAGAUCUGCCAAGACAAAUGUAUCUGUGACGAUGGAUUUUACAGAAAUGAAGAUGGAUUCUGUGUAACGAGCGAUCUCUGUGACAAGAAGUGUACCGGACCAAACGAAGUAUAUAAGCCAGAUAAAAAGCAAUGUCCUCCCCAGACUUGCCAAUCUAAACUAGCUCUAUUUAAAUGUGACCCUGAAGAGAAAGGUCAACCGGGUUGCGUCUGCAAUCCUGGCUAUUUACGAGCAAAUGUUAACUCGACUUGUAUACUGUCGGAACAUUGCUCACAGUCGCCGAACUCCACUGAUUCAAAUCCCUUGAAUUGUUCUCUUCCUAAUGAAAGUUCGCAGUGUAUUGGAUCAUGCCCACCUUUGAAUACCUGUGGCAACCGAAAUAAAACUUACCACUGCCUUAUCAAUGCAUCCGCGCCUUGUAAACAACAGUGUGCGUGCAACAAAGGAUUCUAUAGAAAUUCCAAUGGUUUUUGUGUCACCAGUGAAUUAUGUGAUAGGAAGUGCUCUGGUCCUCAUGAAGUCUUUACAACUGAUAAAAAGGAAUGUAAUCCUGAUAUAUGCAGCUCUAUUGUGUCUAGAUAUGCAUGCUAUCCUAAUGUCAAAGGUGUUCCCGGGUGCGUUUGUGAGUCAGGCUAUUUAAGAUUGUCAUUAAAUUCGACCUGCAUUCCAAUAAAUCAAUGUCCCGAACUUGCUAAUUCACCUGAUUAUAAUAAUAAUUGCACCAAGCCUAAUGAAAGUCUAAGAUGUGUCAAAUCUUGCCCGCGGCCGAGGACAUGUAUAGGCCGUUACUUACGUUACAAAUGUCCGAACGUUACUGGAGAGGUUUGCGAGAACAAAUGCGUAUGCAACGAUGGAUACUACAGAAACUCUGACGGCUAUUGCGUUACGAGCAAUUUGUGCGAUAAAAAAUGUACCGGCCCUAACGAAGAGUACAAAGCAAAUAAAAAGUCAUGUCCUUCCGAAAUUUGUAAGUCGCUCGAUAUAGACGACGAAUGUAACCCUGAAGAGGAGGGCCAGCCGGGAUGCUCGUGUAAAGAAGGAUACCUCAGAAAAGAUCUGAAUUCGACUUGCAUGCCUCUAGAACAAUGUCCAGAAUUCGAAGACUAUCUCGAUUAUACUCCCAGAAAGGGAUGCCUCGUACCAGAUUCGGAGCAAGAAUAUGAGAGUUAUCCUGUCGAAGCAGAAGUAGAAUAUUGGCGGUUUGUAGAAGUGCCAUCGAAGGAUCAGGUAGGCGUUGAUGAUAAACCUGAUAACUAACUGACACAGAGUUCAAGGAACACCUUAAGCAGUCAUUUCUAAUAAAGAUCUUGCAUUUAAAUUGAUGUUAUUAUUUCACAAACGUGUUAUUAUUUAAUAGGUUAAAAUGUUA